AAUGUCUACGGUAUUUCAGAUUCAGACAUAAAAAUGGCGUCGUUGUCGAGCUUGUUGCCUGCCCCUAGUCAGCAAGUGUGGGAUAGAGAUGAUGAGUUGAAGGCUAAACGUGUCGGGAGUGCUCUUGUAGUGUCCCAGACCAGUGUGCCACCUUACGGUGAGAGGAAAGGAUGGGUACCUCGAAGAGACGAAGAUUUUGCAGAUGGCGGAGCAUUCCCAGAGAUCCAUGUGGCACAGUACCCGCUUGGUAUGGGAAUGCGAGGCAAGGAGAGUACUUCAAACGCUCUUGCUGUCCAGCUGGAUGAGUCUGGGAGAGUCAAAUAUUCUGCGAUUGCCAGACAAGGACACAGCGCUGACAAGAUAAUAUAUUCAAAAUUGACAGACUUAUUACCGUCUGAAGUGCUAGCCGAAGAUGACCCAACACUGCAGAAACCAGACGAGGACGACAUUCAAGAUAUCACCGAGAAGACUAAACUCGCACUCGAGAAAUUGACCAAUGCCAAAAUAUCAGCGGCGAUGCCAGUGAAAGCUGCACCCAAAGCUGCGCCUGCUCAAUAUAUUCGGUACACUCCAGCGCAACAAGGUGGCUCUUAUAACUCUGGAGCGAAACAGCGAGUUAUCAGGAUGGUGGAAGCUCAGUCGGACCCCAUGGAGCCGCCGCGCUUCCAGAUCAACCGCAAGAUCCCCCGCGCCGCGCCCUCGCCCCCCGCGCCCGUGCUGCACUCCCCCCCGCGCCGCGUGUCCGUGCGCCAGCAGAGGGACUGGAAGGUGCCGCCCUGCGUCUCGCACUGGAAGAACGCUAAAGGAUACACGAUCCCGCUGGACAAGCGUCUCGCGGCCGACGGCCGUGGUCUGCAACAAGUCCACAUCAACGAGAACUUCUCCAAGCUGGCUGAAGCACUGUACAUAGCCGACAGGAAGGCAAGGGAGGCCGUGGAAGCCAGGGCUCAGCUUGAGAGGAGAUUGGCGCAAAGGGAGAAAGAGAAGAAGGAAGAACAUUUAAGGAUGUUGGCGCAAAGAGCCAGGGACCACAGGGCUGGUAUUCGGGCACCAGAAGAGGAUGUGGAACAGCCCGAGAUAGAUGAGAGCGGUCUCAGUGUGGCGGAGAGGGACAAGCUGAGGGCUGAGAGGCACAAAGAGAGGCAACGCGAAAGAAACAUGGCUCGAGCAGCACCGGACAAAAGGUCCAAAUUCGCGAAAGAGCGGGAACGCGACAUCUCGGAGCAGAUCGCGCUGGGGCUGCCGGCCAAGACCAACCAGGGCGGCGAGGCCAUGUUCGACCAGCGACUCUUCAACAACAGCAAGGGAAUUGACAGCGGUUACGGAGAGGACGACGCGUACAACGUGUACGACAAGCCGUGGCGGAACCAGGACAACGUCGGGGCGCACAUCUACAGGCCCAGCCGGCACGCCGACCGGGACUCCUACGGGGACCUCGAGGCCGUCGCCAACACGCGCAGAUUCGUGGCGGACAAAGAGUUCGCCGGCACCAGCAGCUCCAACACCCGCUCUGGACCGGUGCAGUUUGAGAAGGAUGCUCCAAGCAGAGACGAAUCCUCUCGCAGCAACCAGUCGGAGGCUGACUUCGAUCCGUUCGGUCUGGAUCGGUUCUUGAGCGAGGCGAAGAGAGCCGACAAGUCGUCGAGGAAGCGCGACCACCACGACCGACACGACCACCACAACAAGAAGCGGCGCGACUGAUCCGACGUGAGCUCUUUUUUUUUCCCUACCUAAACUGAUAGAUUGAGAGGAUAUUUCAGCGUAACCUUAACUAGUAGAUGGGCUCACGGGGCUCAAAUGGAGUGAUGAUAACACUGACCCUAGCAAGAGCAGUGCUUCGCAGAAUCUACCAUCGGAUCGGAAACGCGACCCAUUGAGAAGAUCGGCCAGAAACUCAGUGGGCUGUGUCUGUGGGUUAAUUUACUCGUCGAGUCCUUCGUCGCAAGCGACGGGUUCGACGAGGACGGUAACCAGUGCUUGUGGUACCUAAAAGCACGAUUAAUGGAUCGGGAGAGCUGUUUUAUUGACAUUCUUUUAUUGGUUAGCUGAGUGGACGAGCUCAUGGUGCACUUAGUUUCCGAAGCCCAUAGUCAACAAUGGAAACCCUGCCACUUACGUUGAGACAUUAUACAGUACAGCGGCUGCCCCACCUUUCAAACCAUAGUACCGCUUCACGUCAGAAAUAAUCAUGAUGGUGGUACCUACCCGGGCGGGCUCACCAAACGGUCUGGCAUUAGUCAAAAUAUAUUUUAUCUUAGAGGGUGUAAGAAAGAACAGAUAUUGAUUUAUCAAAUGUAAUGAUGUUUAUAUUUGUAAACCAGUGUAGUAAAGGUCGUUGACCCGCGUCAGCUGACUGGUUAAGUUUGACCCUACCUAUUCACUAGUGGGCUAAGGAACCAUUCCAGCUACACACUGGCUGAUGAUAUAUUACACUGAGUGCUGUUGGACACCUUAGUAACUUGUCAUGUAAUAUCAAUUUGUUAGCACCACAUUACUGGGAGUGCUGAUGGUAAUGUGUAAGAAGUAAAUGAAUUUUCACGGGUAGGCACCACCGUUCUGACGGUAGAUAGCGACUUGGCUGUGUUUCUGGGACGGUGAUGAGCGACGGUAACCACUUACUGUCAAGUGGGCCGUAUCCUCGUUUGCCUACAAUGGCAUUAAAAAAAAUCCUGCCCAAGCAUUACGGUUUGAACAAUAUAUUGAGGUUUUUGAAGUUAUACUUCUUUAGGCGCGUCAAAAUAAUUGUAGUAAAAGUAAAAAUUUAUGAGAGUGAAAUAUUACGAUGCGCGCGCACCGUGACAAAAAUUAACAGAAUGAAGUUGCCCACUAAAUCGCUCAUUACAAUACGACCGACGUAACUUGGCGAUCUGAAUAUAGCCGCAGGUGAACUUUCGCGCAUGUACACUCGUAAAAAAAAGUGUUAUUAGCAUUCAUUUUUUAGUAAUAUAAAUGACAAAAUUAUUAUUUAAUAUAAUUCAUACUAAAUAUUAUUAAAUUAUUAACGUUAAAUAUUUAUUAUUAAUUAUUUAAUAUUAAAAAAAAAAGAAAUAAAUUUAAUAAAAAUAAAGUAUAACAUCUUACGCGCGUACAUAAGUACAAGCACCCUUUUUUAUUUCAUGUCUCAAGUUGUUCAUUAUUCUGGUAAAAAAGAACUUUAAUUAAAUCAUCAUGGUUGAGAAUCAAAUCAAUCUUACAUGCUCUUUGACUAAAAUAUUGUCUUUGUAAAUAUAAUUAUUGUUUUUUUCCACAGGUCCAGUGAUGUUUAAUAGUGAAGACUAUUUUGUUAAGGAUUAUAAUAUAAUAUAAUGUAAGAUUAUGUUUAGGUACUUGACAUCAUUGGCCUUUGACUGUAAUCCUAAAGGUAUAUUCGAAGGAUUUAUCCGUGGAACUGUAUGGAAUGAAUCCUCUAACGGUACAGAGGACAAUGAGUGUGAAUGUAAUUAAUAAAUAUAUUCAUUAAAUUUUGUUUUUUUAAUUUUUAUUUAUGUAUGCUUUUUGUAUUAACUAGUUUGAUAUUCAUGAUGCUAGAUCGUUCACUCUGUUGUGAAUAUAGUUUGAUGUAAAUAAGAUGCAGUCUGUAAUGUCUGGAUUGUGUUUUUAUAGUUAAAUCGUUUGAAAAUAUUUCCUAAUCACAGUUAUGUAGUAAAGGAGUGUGUGUAAUAUUUCUAAAGUUUACUCACUACUUAUGGAAGUUUUGCUGACAAUCUUGUGGAGAACCUCACAGGGUGCUGGGGUCUGAUAGCAUAGGUACUCUGAACUUGAUAUAUUUGGAUGUUGGCGACACAGGUGACAGUUGGAACUGCGACCUCAUGUCUCAAGGUGGGUGAGGCAUUCCCGUUAUGAUGUCUGGGCUCUAGUACCCACUUUACACCGUUUCGAUCGUCAGCUCGUUCACCCAUUUAAAUAAUUAAAAACUGUCCACUGCUGCGCCUUAGAAGAUGCUCUAAGAGAAUCUUCAAUGAACACAUUCGUUUUUUUAUAAAUAUGUGUCCCAACGAAAUUAAAACAGCUUAAGUCUCGGUCUGAUCUGUCCAUGAGGGUAUUGCAGCAUCUAUCAAAUUGUAAUCGCAUGUAACGAAUGUACGAUAAUUUUUGGAUCAGAUUUAGCAUAAUAACGUAUAAUGUGAUGUAAUAAUGAUGACGUCAUGAUCAGCAAACUACGCGUGUGAUCUUUAAUGUAUAGUUACUUAAGAGCAAAAACUGGUUUUUAACAUUAAAGUAACUUUUUUUGGUUUAUUGUCUCGGAUAGUAGUUGAGCAAGCGGACCAGUCGUUGGGAUGUGACCUAUCUCGAACUCCUGAGCCUCGUUUGAAGACUUAGCUCGGUGGAUACAGAGUCGGAAUGCAUAUUCCACAUUAGCCUCAACAUAAAUGUUGGGAACUGACCUAGCGAUGCAUAAUGCCAUUUAAAGGUCAUAUCUUGGUGUCACCCACAGAGUCCUCAGCAACAGGCAGGUAGACUUUGCUGAUGUCCACGAGCGACGGUGCCCAUCAAAUGGCCGCAUGCUCGUCUCUCUGCUAAGACAUUAAACAAAAAGCAACCCGUGUCAUCAGUGUUGUGGUAGCCCAAAUUGUCUUCCUUGAGUAGUUGUAGAGGGCGUGCCGAGAGAUCGGUCCUAAUAGAUAAAUAAGGGAUAAGCUUUGAUUUCAGUACAAAUAAUAUUUUAGUACAAUGAGAUUGAAUACAUUUAUCUCCCGUGUCUGUUGGGAAUGGUUGAUGAACCGUGACCGCACUUGAAGUGAUUUGUUGAAUAUCCAUACGAAAAAGCUGUGUUCAGAGAUGCGUUUGAAUUUCAUAAUGAAACAUAACACAAUAACGUGAAUUUUGUACAAAAUUAUUCACUUUCAAUAAAUUAAAUGUUUAUGUAUUA
Bombyx mori (domestic silkworm) is the source of this 4870-nucleotide messenger RNA. It is a transcript of the gene Bx42, whose product is annotated as puff-specific protein Bx42. The record is from RefSeq and is a predicted model, not a curated record. Gene Ontology annotation, cellular component: spliceosomal complex. Gene Ontology annotation, biological process: mRNA splicing, via spliceosome. NCBI's taxonomy places the organism in Eukaryota, Metazoa, Arthropoda, Insecta, Lepidoptera, Bombycidae. The coding region runs from base 34 to 1701 and encodes 555 amino acids. The transcript is spliced from 12 exons.